Halichondria panicea is the source of this 6026-nucleotide messenger RNA. RefSeq lists its product as uncharacterized. The transcript is spliced from 19 exons. The coding region runs from base 109 to 5853 and encodes 1914 amino acids. Gene Ontology annotation, biological process: meiotic chromosome separation; proteolysis. NCBI's taxonomy places the organism in Eukaryota, Metazoa, Porifera, Demospongiae, Suberitida, Halichondriidae. Gene Ontology annotation, cellular component: nucleus; mitotic spindle; centrosome. Gene Ontology annotation, molecular function: cysteine-type endopeptidase activity. The record is from RefSeq and is a predicted model, not a curated record.
CUUUGGAGGUGGGCAUUAAAUAGGAAAAGUAUGGAUACAGGAGCUGUAUAGUAUUUUAUAGUAUCUACAUUGUUGCCCUCUGUAAGCUUAUACACCGAAAUUAGUCACAUGGAGGGAAAGAAGAUAAUAUCAGAGUUUCAGUCCUUGAAUUCUUGGGAUGGUUUUGAUGCUAGAGCUCGAGUAAAGGGCUUCCUGGAUAAUGUACUGAGUAGCUCGAAACUAUCUAAAACGACUCCUGCGCAAUGUGAACUGUUCUGUUUGAAGCUACUCCGACUCUGUGCUGAGAGACUGAGAUCCAAGAGUGACGUUAAAGUAUUCCCAGAUAUCGGCUUACUUUGUGUGCACAAUCUGAACGAGACCAGCGGAUCAUCAGGGAAAUCCCCUAAGCUAGCAUUCGAGAAAAUUCUCCUCCACUUUGCAAGAGCCUGUCUUGCCAACAAGCUCUUCGGCGAGUGUGAGGAAUCGAUGGGUGUACUUUAUACACAGCUGACGAAGACCCAGGAAACGGCCUCAGGGGACGUGAUGGAUCUGUUGCAGCACUCGUAUGAUACGUUAUGUGAAGCGUGUGUUAAAGCAAAGGAAUAUAUCAGCUUGGAAAAGAUCUUGGACCUGAAGAAACAGGCUCUCAAAUGUCUCCUAGCCAGUAAAGAGAGUAAUUUGUGUACAGUUUUCGAGAAAGCUCAGAUAGGCGAUCAGUUAUACCGGAAGGCAAUCCGCCAGAAGCUGAAACUAAACUCAGACUCUGAUUUAACCUCUGAACACUACAAAGUAUUGUUUGAUUUCCACCGAGGAGUUUUGAAGAUUGAGCAUUACCUUAAGAAGAAUCUGUCUUGUCACGUGCUUGUGCCUGUGUGUCAGUAUGCACUGGCUGUGGUGAAGGUGUGUGUACUAGGUCAGAGGGUGGAGGAAGGAACUAAGCUGCUCUCUCGUACAAGGGACCUGGUGAGGACUCAUCGCUGCAAGGAGUGUGUACAUGGCGAUAUGGAGGCACUCAAGUGUCAGCUGGAGGCUAUGCAAGUGUGGAAGGCUAUGGAGAAUGGAGACUGGCUUAGUGACAAAAGUCGAUCUUCUCUACAACAACUUUCCAUGGGGCUUGGUAAACAGUCAUCCUUAAGCACCACUCCCUCUGUCCUCCUCAAGCUAGUGGAGACCCUGGAGCUGGUCAUCGUGGGAGCAGUACAGACUCACAAAGAGGCACUGUUAAUGGAGGCAGCCUCUAGAGACAGUCACGUGUUCCAGCGGGUCAGGACAAUCAUCACAACAGCUGUCACCCUGCUCGAUGUAUUCUUGAAGAAUCCUCCAAAGGGCCAUCCUGCCACUCUCGAGCAGAAAGGGCGUAAACGACAACUGGAUUUACUUCGUUUCCAUGGUAGCAUCCUUGUUAAUGUGUUGACCUCUACGAUGGAGCUGGAAGGCAGCCGUAGCUCCAGUUGCAGUCAUGUGAUGUUAAGCCCUGCCCACAAUGACAUAGCCUCUUCCUUUUACCCUGUUCUGAAGCAAUCACAAGACAUCCUGAAGAAGGCUGGCACUAGUCUGUGUGUGACUGAGCAUCGCUGGCUGGGUGCUGAUGCACUCAACAUUGGGAAUGCUCUACUGGACCACGACCAACAGUCCGAAGCCUGUCAGGUGUUCUCUCUGGGUCUGGAGGAGCUACUCGUGUGGGUGAUGGAUGGGGAGGGAGCUAACACUCAGCUGAGCAGGGCCAAAGAGGUUCAACUGUUUGAAGCUGUGGUCAUUCUAGCUGAUGUACAGAGGAGUGCCCUGAAUGCUGAGACAGCACUAACCACCUUAUCCACUACCCUAACCUCUCUACCCGUCUCUAUACUCUCUACCCCUGACUGUGUGGACACUAUUACCGCUGUGUGGGCCAAAACAAAGGAGUUUGUGAGAAGUCAAAUGAGAGAAGCAUCCUCCCCCCCAGUAGGGGUCACACUCCCUGAGUUGCUGGGGAGGACGAUAGUGGAGGGAGCUAAGAGACUGCCAGACUCUGUGAAGAUACUUUAUCUAGAGGGAGAACUAAAGGCUGGCAAGACCUGUGGCCUCUCUUGUGUAGCCCUACUCCCGGCAGUGGACGCCCUCCUCACCCUCCACACCUCACACACUGAGAGGGCACGGCUCACCAUAGAGAAGGCUAUCCUCUCCAGGGGGCGUGGUCAGGCCACCAUCCUUCUCGAGGAAGCCAUGGGAAUACUGAAGCAUGUUGGUGAAGCUCGUGCGUACGAGCAGCUGGCCAUUGCUCAUCUGUGGAAGGCAAUAUGUGUAGGGGAGCAGAUCAUUGGGUUACCAUCUUCCUCUGAUGCCUCAUCAACUGCAACUCCUAACGAUGGGACUAAACGCCGCGACGAGGUGGAGCAAGAAAGGGAAACAGCACUCUCACAUGAGGAAGAAAAAUUGAUGAUGUCAGAUGACAUCCCACAGAGCCUCCACUCUUCAGUAGAUCACUGGGAGAAGCUGCUCUCAGCCAACCAGCUUUCAGUGAGUGAUCUCAGCAGUCAGUACCUCUCCCUGACUGCACAGUUCUCUCUAGCACACUCUCAGCCGCUCCUGGCACUGCGUACGCUGAAGGUCCUGUUAGAGUUGUCUCCACCCACUCACACCUCCACACCAGCCAGGGUCACACGCCUCAGCGCCCUCGCUCUCUACUCGGACCUUUUGCUAUCCUUUGGAGCACCCUUAGAGCAACAGCUGACUGAGCUAGAGACAGCAGCAGAGGAGAGAGUUGGGUGUGGUCUGAGUCGGAGGGAGACUCUGGAACUCUCUGUGGUACUGGCCAACUGUCGAUUGUCUCUGGCCAGAGUGCACCUCAGCAGAGGACAGGUGGAGUCCUCUCGUAGUCUACUACUGAGCGUGCUCACUGACAGCUGCCUCAAGGAGACCGGCUCGUUGCCCUUUGACCUUGUAGCAAGGGCCAAGCUAUUAGCAGCAGAUCUCAUUCAACAAGAAGGAUUCGUUGUAAAGAGCACUUCUGAGCUUUUGAGCAGUAUGAGCAGUGGUGCUGAUGAGAGGGGAUUGUUCAAGCUUACUCCUAUAGAGUUGGUCAUCGAUGCAUCUCGGCUAAUGAUCAAACUGGCAGAUCACAAGAAAGUGCUUGAAGAGGCAGACACUGUUGACCAACCAGAGGACCUAAACAAAGCAUUCACUGAUGCUGACACAUUGGAGAAGGCCACACCCACCUUCUCGUCCAACGUAGGGGCGUGGCACAUCCUGGUGGGCUUAUUGGAGUCCCUACGCAGAGUGACGACACUCUACCUCUGUCAGGGCCACCUCAGGAAGGCUCACACAAAGGCCAGGGAGGGAGCCAUGAUGGCCAAACAAGUACUGCUACAGGGAUGGUAUAUGGAGUUUCUGCUGCUGCUGACAGAGAUACACACCAUGUUGGGCUCCUACCAUCUCUCCUCUCUCCACUCUACACAAGUCGCCACUCUGCUCGAAUUUCCACUACCAGCAUCUAUUGAAGGCAACAAUGAUGGAGAUGAUGAGACUGUUGAAGGCAAGAAAGACGAGAGUGGAGGGGCCAAAAAACGAGAAAAAGAACCUCAAUGUGCAGAUGUGUCGCUAACCAGCAUCGACUCAGAUUCUUUACAUUUAUCAGAUUCAUUAGAUUCAUCAGGUUCAUCUGAUUCAUCAUUCAACUCAACAUUCUCCUCAACAUUAUUGCAUGGACGAGAGCGAUUUUCCCCGUCCACCCACCCCUCCAAAUGUGACUGCUCUCUGUGCAGCAGUCUGAUAGCCAACGGUCACUUGGGGAGACUACUAGCCCUGUACUGCUCCAACACGCUGGACCAAACCCUCCACACAAUGGGACAAUCCUCGUCACAGCAAGAACAAGACAAGGUUAGAAUCGUUUCCACUCAACUCAUGUCAAUACUGCAUAAAGGAAAGGAGUUAUUGAAACAAAGGAAACAGCAGUGUGAGACUAUGUUAUCCAGUCAUCUACAGCAACCCAAGAAAGAGCUAAAGAAGAAGUCCAAAUCGACCAAAAAAUAUUCGGCCUCUAUCAUCCCCACACACCCAGCAUUCAUUGUGGGCCUAACAGAACUAUCACUAACGAUUGGAGAAUGUCACCUAGCUUUGUUACAACCUACACAGGCUAUAGAUCACAUCAGCUCAACUCUGACUGAACUAGGACUGCCUCAAAACUUGAAGGAGAUUUGUGGCUGCACUCAUCACCAUCACAAACUCUCCUUGUGUCUAGCCAAGGCACAAUACACUCUAGGGGUGGCCAGACUUCAACAAAUAGAGCAGACACAGCCUGAGCUUGCCAAACGAAUCUGGUCCAACCCCACAACUGUAGUUGAUAAAGAAAACGAAGGAGCUGCUUCCGAAGUUAAAAAAUCGACUCGAAGUGCUCGAAAAACUCGUACCACCAAGGCUUUGUCAGAAAUAAACACUACCAAAGAAAGUCGCUUAAAACCGGAUUGUUUGAAACCUAAAAAUGAUACUCAGUUUCCAAGCGAGCCUUUGGAUCACCUCAUUCUGUCCUACCAAUUGGGAGUUGUACUGGGCUCGUCAGUGUUAGUGAGGGACUGUUGUCGUUGGCUGUGUGUCCUGCUGAGUAUGGAGGUCUCUACUGCUGAUCUGUGUCCACUCUUCCUGGCUGAGAGCAUGGCAGUGUCUCUCUCUCAUCACACCUCUCUCACUCUGGGCGUGAAAAUCAGGAGUCAGGUAUCCUCCAAGAGUCCAUUUCAACAUGCGUCUGAGACUGUGAGCACCCUCACACCUCACACACCUUCACAGGCCAUCCCCUCGUCCCUCGAGAAAGCUCGUCAUGCCCUCCAUACACCCUCACACUCCUCACUACCUCACGACUGGGUCAUGUGCACCAUCGCCCCCGCCCCCGUCACACAUUACACACACCCACAGCAUAUUUUAAUUAGCCGAAUCAGUGAGGAGCCGAAAUCGAAGAAGGCAGCCAGAAGUAAAUUGAAACCACCCGGAGAAAGCAGCACUUCCAUGUUUUUGAAGAUGUCUCUACCUACCGGAGGAUUAGAUAGUUUCUUGAGGGAAUUCGAUGAUCUACAGAAGAGAAUGAAUGAGAGUAUGCAUCCAUGUGAGAUACGCAAGUGGUGGGCAGCUCGCAGACAGUUGGAUACUGAAAUGGAGAGACUGUUUGUCAAGUUUGAGCGUACCUAUGUUGGUUCGUGGUUUCCCCCUCUCUGUUUGUCAGCUGGUGGGGCUGUGAUCCUGGUGCUCGGUGAGAGGGUGGUGGGCUUACCGUGGGAGUCACUCUCGCUGCUAGCUGACAAGGUCGUGUGUAGGAUGCCCUCGUUGAAAUUCACUACUGCACACAUGCACAUGACUGAGCACACAGGGGAGGUGACAGUGAACCAAGACUCAGCGUUCUACGUGCUCAAUCCAGGGGGAGAUUUGCUCAAGACUCAGUCCGUGUUUGCCACCUGGUUCAACACGCAGGAGGGUUGGGAGGGGGUCGUUGGUAGACCCCCCACAGACACGGAGUACACUUCAGCAUUGCAAAGCAAAGAUCUCUAUGUGUAUUGUGGUCACAGCUUUGGCAACUUCCUAACCAGUUCUGGUUUCCAACAACUCUCCUGUCGCUCGACUGCACUGCUCCUCGGCUGUAGCUCCGCCCACUUACAAGAGGGCGGGAGGAGUGAUCCAAUGGGCCCAACACUUAAUUUCCUCAUGUCUGGAAGUCCGUCAGUGGUGGGGUGCCUUUGGAACGUCUCUGACGGUGACAUUGAUCGUUUCAGUCGAGCACUGUUCAAGUCUACCAAGAAAUCGAACUCCCACCUCUCAACAAUGGUGGCCGAGUCUAAACAAGCUUGCAAGCUACCCUGGGUCACUGGUGCUGCCGCCGUGGUGUAUGGAGUCCCUGUCACAUUCAGAGACUAAGAAACACUGUUACAGUACCAGUCAGUGGACACUCAACAUCUCAGUAAUCAUAUAAUGCUACAUAACUAUUGUUUGACUGUGCGUAUGUAUACACAACUGUAGUUUUUCUGUUAUAAUUAUUGUAUAUAUUCUCUCUCUGUUUUGGACUCGUAUAAAUAUUUUGACUCACUACA